AUGGAACAGGUAAUCUUUUGCAUAGAGUUAUUACUUAAAGUGGCUCUGUCAGCUGAUCCUGAUCACUGUCCAGGUCAACGUAUUAAGUGUUACAGUUGCAAUUCUGUACAAGAUAGUCAUUGUAAUGAUCCUUUUUUCAAGCAAUCACAACAGACUAAAUCAUUUCCUGUAGUUGAUUGUAAUGAUUAUUGCUUUAAAUGGGCAUUUCAAGGUCCAGUUAUUUUGCGAAAAAAGAGAAAAAAAAAUUUUUUUUAUGAAAGCCUAAUAAAUUCAGAUGGUCAAAAACAUUUAAUACGUAAUUGUUCAACAAGUUUAAAUAUGAAAAUGGAAAAGUAUUUAGUGUGUAUUACUGAAUCUCGUUCAUCAGUUGGUUAUUUAUGCUUUUGUAAUAAAGAUAAGUGUAAUUUAAGUUAUUCUAUUAGUCAAUGUCAAUAUAUUAUGCAUAUAUCAGUUAUAUUUAUAAUUUAUUCAUUAUAUCAUUUUAAGGAUGUAUUGUUGUGUUGA
Messenger RNA from Heterobilharzia americana, 504 nucleotides. NCBI's taxonomy places the organism in Eukaryota, Metazoa, Platyhelminthes, Trematoda, Strigeidida, Schistosomatidae. The record is from the annotation of a GenBank genome assembly.